Messenger RNA from Formica exsecta, 3810 nucleotides. It is a transcript of the gene Prp39, whose product is annotated as pre-mRNA-processing factor 39. The coding region runs from base 113 to 3196 and encodes 1027 amino acids. The transcript is spliced from 13 exons. Gene Ontology annotation, molecular function: protein binding. Gene Ontology annotation, cellular component: commitment complex; U1 snRNP; U2-type prespliceosome. Gene Ontology annotation, biological process: RNA processing; mRNA 5'-splice site recognition. Lineage: Eukaryota; Metazoa; Arthropoda; Insecta; Hymenoptera; Formicidae. The record is from RefSeq and is a predicted model, not a curated record.
UAGUUGGCGAGCCUGUUUUGGACUAUCGUGCCGCCAUUUUCCGUUGCAAUUAGCUACAGUUCACUACAGUUCUACGCUUUACAUUCCGGAGAUUGCAUUAAGAAUACGAGACAUGUCUUCUGCAAGCGGUGAUGAAGCCGAGCUCACGCUGGCUGAACCAGUGAGACGGAGGUCGGGUCGAGUUCGGAAAACGACAGUAGUAGCUAAAAAAUCACCAGUGAAGAAACUUCUUGCUAGGGCGACGCGCUCUCCCAGAAAAAUUCACGAGAUCGAAGAGCCUGAGGAAGAAGUACCUACUUUGGAAGAAGGCAUAAUGGAAAAUAUGCCUGAGAAUGGAGUUCAACGGUUAUCAGACAUUAUUAUUGAACAACGCAGUGAGGAAGAUACGCCUAUGUUGCACUUGGAAUUGGAGGAUUCUGAAGACACUAAUAUACAUGAGAUAAGCAUGAGUCAAAGCGAAGAGAUAGAGCAAGAUGUAGAAGACAUGGGCCACUCUAACAUAAGAUCAGAAGACAUAAUUAUAGAGGAUAGUAGCAUGGACAAAGUGGAAAUGCUGACCGAAGACAUUGAGAUGGAGGGUCAAGACAUCGGUAAUAAUGAUUUAAAUCAGCAACAUGUACUGUUUGAUUUUCAAAAAGUUAUUAAUGAAGUUAAAGAAGCCAUUAACGGCAAUACAAUGACGAUCCUAGAGACAGAAGAGGUAGAUUCGGAGAUAUCCACGGAUACUGCUACCAGAAUUCAAGUUAUGGAAGUUGAAGAUUCAAAACAAGAAAUAUCGGAAGAUGUAGACACAGUUAUAAGCAAGGUAGAACCUGAUAUGGAAAUAUCGCAAAGUGAUUCUCUCCCACGUAUAGAGAUAACCGAAGCCGUUGAGGACGAUGCCGAUGAUGAUGCGAAGAAAACGGAACCUGAUAUGGAAGCAGUGUCAGAAGAUGAGUUACCGAAUGAAGCCACUACAAAGGAGCCUGAGACUGAAGCAGUUUCUGACGAAGAACUGCCAGUCGCUGCCCCAGCAGACUUGGGUGAAACUGAGUCUGUAUCCGAAGACGAAUUACCACCGGACAGUGACAAAAAGAAAAAGGGGGCGAAAUUGAACAAAACGCCUGAAAAGAAAACCAAAACAGAAGCUGGAACCAAACGUAAAUUGAACGCAGAAGGAGAAUAUGAUCCCAGUUCUCCAACAUCUGAGAACAAUGAUGAGGCACCUGCAAAGAAGGUCGCUUUAUCGAAUGAAGCAGAUACGGGAGAUAAGCAAGAGACCAAGCCAGCAUCGCCGAAAAAGAAAACACUACCUGAAUUAGAAAAGUAUUGGAAAGCCGUCAACGAAGAUCCGUCUGACUUUACAGGAUGGACAUAUCUUUUACAAUAUGUUGAUCAAGAAAAUGAUGCAGAGGCUGCACGCGAAGCUUAUACCAAAUUCUUGGAGCGUUAUCCGUAUUGCUAUGGUUAUUGGAGAAAAUUCGCCGAUUACGAGAAGAAGAAGGGCAACCCCGAAAAUGUCCAAACGGUGUUCGAUCAAGGUCUGAAAGCUAUUUCGCUAAGUGUCGACCUAUGGCUCCAUUACAUCAACCACUGUAAAACCGUCUACGAAAAGGAUGAAGAAAAGCUCCGGGAGCAGUAUGAAAGAGCUAUACAAGCUUGUGGACUUGAAUUCAGAUCAGAUCGUCUCUGGGAGAGCUAUAUAAAGUGGGAAUUGGAGGGAAAACGUUUGAGCAGAGUAACAGCGUUGUAUGAUCGCUUAUUAUCGACGCCUACCCUUGGCUACAUUUCCCACUUCGAGGCAUUCCAGGAAUUCGUAUCGUCCAAUUUACCGAAUCGCAUCCUAAGUGUUGAUGAUUUCCUCGCGCUGCGUGCUGAAGUGAAAGCCCUCCUCAAGUCGGACGAUACCACCGCAACAUCCGCUGCCGAUGAUGCGCCACCCGGCGAGGAACCGCCGCCCCAUGAAGUACCGCCUACCGAUGAAGAGACACGUGCCAUCCGUGAGAAGAUCAUCAGCAGCAGACGCAAAAUGCACAAGGCGAACGUCAAUGCGGUGGCAGCGAGGUGGUCCUAUGAGGAAGGGAUAAAGAGACCCUAUUUCCAUGUAAAACCAUUAGAACGGUGCCAGUUGAAAAACUGGAAGGAAUAUCUCGAUUUUGAAAUUGAACAAAAGGAUCAAAAUCGAAUAAUUAUCUUAUUCGAAAGAUGUCUUAUAGCUUGUGCACUUUAUGAUGAGUUUUGGAUGCGAUUUGUACGCUACUUGGAAUCAUUGAAGGGUGAUAACACAGAAAAAAUCCGAGACGUAUAUUCGAGAGCUUGUAUGGUGCAUCAUCCCAAGAAACCGAAUUUGCAUUUGCAAUGGGCGAUCUUCGAAGAGGGUCAGGAUAACUUCGAGAAAGCCGCCGCUAUAUUAGAAAAUAUUGAUAAUGCAUUACCAAAUAUGUUACAAGUGGCAUACCGACGAAUAAACUUGGAACGUCGUCGUGGAGACUUGGAGAAAGCAUGUACAUUAUACGAGAAUUACAUUAGCAAUAGCAAGAACCGAACAAUUGCUAACAAUAUCGUCGUGAAAUACGCGCGGUUCCUAUGUAAAGUUAAGAAUGAUGUUGAUAAGGCGAUCAAAGUAUUAAUGAAGGCCACGGAUAAAGACAAAGAUAAUCCUAGAUUAUAUCUGCAGUUAAUAGACUUGGCAAUGCAGCGAACGCCAGUCGACACCCUAGAAAUAGUAGGUUACAUGGACAUGUUUAUAGAAAGAGAACAUGCGGAUCUCGAACAGAGAGUACUUUUCGCACAACGUAAAGUAGAAUUCCUAGAGGAUUUUAGUCCCGACAUUCGGCAAGUGUUGAAAGCUCACGAACAAUUCCAGAAAUGCAUCAAACAAGCGAAAGAAAGGAAGAAGACGAAGGGCGAGGACAAUAAAACCGAUUCUUCGCCUCCGAAGAAAGUGAAAACUGACCAGUCAAAUGUGCCACCUCCUCCGUCCGUGGGUUCACAGUCUUCAUACCAGUACAGUAGUGGUCCGAGUGGGCCCUAUCAGUCGCCACAACAAUUUCAAGGUGGACAGUACAGUGGUCAGGGUGGCUAUCAACAAGGUUACCAGCAGUACCCACCUCCAUCGGAUCCCAAUUAUGCCAAUUAUCAAAACUGGCAGUAUGGUCAAGGCGGACCGCAAGCUUAUGGACCUUACAAUCAAUGGGGAUCUUACAAUUAUUAUUAAUAUGGAUCAUAUAAUCGCCCUUAAGGCUUCUAAAACUCAUUGUUAACUAUAUGUGUCUGUACAUUCUUUAGUAUUUUAUUUUUGCGAUAUUUAGAAAUCAUCCGACAGAGAAACUAUUAACUACAUUUAAGAAUACCUCGGUAUCUUGACAUGAGAACUUGUAUAUCAGUCUCUUUCUGUAUCAAUAUUUGACGUCUUGCAUGAAUAUCAUCAUGUAUAUCAAAUAAACUGUACAUCUGUUAGCAGAAUUUUACUCCUGGUGUGUUACUUUAUCUUUCUACUUUAUUUCACAUCAAGAAAAAUUAAUUACCGAGAUUUAAUAAUUGUUUUAAUACAAUUUUUACCCAAUUUGAAUUAUGUACUAAGAACUAGAAUACUUUAUAUUAAAAGAAAACCAAAAUUUAAUAAAAUAUGUCUCAAAAAUAAAAAAAUUAAAUUUUGAUUGGAAAAACAAAUAAGAGUAGAACUGCUGCUGGCAUGUACAGAUUUUAGGAUAUAUAUAUGUGUUCACUUUAAAGCAUUACAAUUUCACAGUGCUGGCUGCUGAAUGUGAAGAUGAGUUUAAUGGAUUAUACAUAUAUAUGUCUACGACUUAAUAAAUUAUAAUCCUGUCA